ACACUUGCACACACUGUGUGUAUGUGUGUGUGUGCUUGCAUGUGCAUGCGAGCAUGUGCAUGUUAAGUAUGUGUGCGUGUGCAUGCGGUUGGCGGUGGAAAGGGGCUGGAGCUCACACUUAAAGAGUCAUCCACCCGACUCCACACUUAGCUCACCUCGCCUCCAGCCAGAUCCCAGCACCGCCAGCCCAGCUGCCAGCCUCUCUCAGGAUGCCCGAGUCAAAGUCCCAAUCCAAGACGGAGUUGUGUGACCUCACCAUCACUAUGGCCCAGGCAGAAAGCGAAUCGCAGGGAGAAAGCAGGAAGGAGAAGGCAGUAGUUGGCAGUAGCCGCGGCGCUGCCCUGUUCCUGCGCUACAUCCAGCCCUGCCUGGCCGAGCUGCUGGGCUCCACGCUCUUCAUCUUCACCGGCUGCCUGUCGGUGGUGGAGAACGUGGAGGGCACGGGCAGGCUGCAGCCGGCCCUGGCACACGGCCUGGCACUGGGCAUCGUCAUCGCCGUCCUGGGGGAGAUCAGCGGAGGCCAUUUCAACCCAGCCGUGUCUGUGUCCGUGUGCAUAAUUGGUGGCUUAAAGGUGGUCCUGCUGGUGCCCUACAUCCUGUCCCAGAUGUGUGGUGGCAUGAUUGGCGCCAGUCUGGCCAAGGUGAUUUCGCCGGUGGAGAGCUACCACAACGCGUCCGGCGGGGCGUUUGCCGUGGUGCAGUCGGAGGGGCAGGUGGGGCCGGCCAUCGUGGCAGAGGUGGUGAUGACCCUCUUCCUCACCCUGGUGGUGUGCAUGGGGGCCGUCAACGGCAGGACCCGCAGCCUGCUGGCACCACUCUGCAUCGGCCUCACCGUCUCCGCAGACAUCCUGGCUGGAGGAGCCAUCUCGGGGGCCUGCAUGAACCCGGCCAGGGCCUUCGGGCCUGCGGUGGCAGCGGACUACUGGAGCUACCACUGGAUCUACUGGGUCGCCCCCAUGAUCGGAGCCAUCAUCACGGGAAGCCUCAUCAGGUUGCUGCUGGGUGAUGAGAAGGUCCGAGUGUUGCUGAAGUGACCCCUGAAGAUCUACAGCCUCUGUCUAAUGAAUGUACAUACUGGACAUUUUUAAUAUAUUGUAUUGAAUAUGACAAUUUGUGUACUGUAUCAUUACUGCACUUUUGUGAACCUUUGGCCCAGCUACUAAGGAAGCCAGGCAUUGAAUUCUCAAACACCAUUUUUGCUACAUUAGGCUACUAAACUAGACAUACCACAGUAUUAUAAUUAAAACACUGGAAAACUAGUCUACAUCAUGUUGGGAGUGCAUAUCAGCACCUGUCACAUUUUCACUGCCAUUCUUUUUUAAUCUGUUUAAGCUCUUCUAUUUUCUAUGUCUGUAAUAUUGUUGUAAUAGAUAUGUUAUAAUCACACUGCUAGAAAUAUACUGCUACUUA
Messenger RNA from Engraulis encrasicolus (European anchovy), 1410 nucleotides. Its product is annotated as aquaporin-8-like. Bases 210 to 1034 code for a protein of 274 amino acids. Gene Ontology annotation, cellular component: plasma membrane. Gene Ontology annotation, biological process: water transport; transmembrane transport. Gene Ontology annotation, molecular function: water channel activity. The transcript has 5 exons. The record is from RefSeq and is a predicted model, not a curated record. Lineage: Eukaryota; Metazoa; Chordata; Actinopteri; Clupeiformes; Engraulidae.